This is a messenger RNA of Neoarius graeffei (lesser salmon catfish), 4276 nucleotides long. RefSeq names its product ALG3 alpha-1,3- mannosyltransferase (gene alg3). Bases 50 to 1354 code for a protein of 434 amino acids. The record is from RefSeq and is a predicted model, not a curated record. Gene Ontology annotation, molecular function: dol-P-Man:Man(5)GlcNAc(2)-PP-Dol alpha-1,3-mannosyltransferase activity. Gene Ontology annotation, cellular component: endoplasmic reticulum. The transcript has 10 exons. Lineage: Eukaryota; Metazoa; Chordata; Actinopteri; Siluriformes; Ariidae.
AGUCAGACAGCAGGGAGGUGUAUUUCCUGCAGUUGCCGUACAGACAAAUAUGGCAGGAGGCAAGAAGAGAAGUGCUCGGCCAUCCACAUUUCACACCAUAGUUAACUCCGUAUGGCAGGAUAAACACCUGAUCUUGUUCAAACCAGAGUACACGGUCCUGGUCACGGCGGUGCUGUGGUGUGUGGAAAUCGGCAUCAACGUGUGGGUCAUUCAGAAAGUAGCGUAUACAGAGAUUGACUGGAAAGCCUACAUGGAUGAGGUCGAGGGCGUCAUUAACGGUACCUAUGACUAUACCCAGUUAAAGGGGGACACGGGGCCUCUAGUGUACCCAGCAGGAUUUGUAUACAUUUUCAGUGCGCUUUACUAUAUUACGGAUCAUGGGCUGAAUAUUAGACUGGCACAGUAUUUGUUUGCUACCUUUUAUCUUAUCACCCUCUUGUUGGUCUUCCGCAUCUACCACCGUACAAAGAAGGUCCCACCAUAUGUUUUCUUCUUUGUGUGCUGCGCAUCAUAUCGGAUCCACUCCAUCUUUGUGUUGCGACUCUUUAAUGACCCCGUGGCCAUGAUGCUGCUGUUUGGAGCAGUCAACCUCAUUCUGGAUGCACACUGGACCCUGGGCUGUGCCCUCUAUAGUCUGGCUGUGUCAGUGAAGAUGAAUGUGAUGCUCUUCGCUCCAGGACUCCUCUUUAUCCUCCUGUCAGAGUUUGGACUGAUGAAGACCAUUCCCAAGCUCACACUCUGUGCCAUCAUCCAGCUUGUAUUAGGCUUGCCUUUCCUCUUGGUGAAUCCUGUAGGCUACCUGAGCCGGGCGUUCGAUCUGGGCCGUCAGUUUCUGUUUAAGUGGACAGUGAACUGGCGCUUCUUGCCAGAGGACAUUUUCCUCAGCAGGUACUUCCACCUGGCGCUGUUAUUUGCUCACAUGACCACACUUGUCUCUUUUGCUUUGAGGAGAUGGAAGAGGUCAGGGAGCAGUAUUUGGGCUCUUUUGAAAGAUCCAUCAGAGAGGAAUUCAGUGACACAGAAGCUCAGUGCCGAUCAGAUUGUUCUCAUCUUGUUCUCUUCCAACUUCAUCGGCAUGUGCUUCUGUCGCUCGCUGCACUACCAGUUCUAUGUUUGGUAUUUCCACACUCUGCCCUUCCUGCUGUGGAGUGGUGGGGUGAAGAAACUGGCUCAUCUGCUCAGGGUGCUGAUACUGGGUCUGAUAGAGCUGGCCUGGAACACGUAUCCCUCUACUACCUACAGCUCCUUGUCCCUGCAUGUCUGCCACCUCAUCAUCUUGCUAUGCCUGUGGUUCAGUCCGACCCUUUCUCCAUCAGAUACAGGCUCAGAGUCCUAUAAGGCCAAACGCCAAUGAGUGCUACUUCACUGGCACCCGUGUUUGUGUUUUUGCUCCAUACACACCUCCCUUCUGGGUGGAGGGAGAAUGUUAGCACUGCUGCUGACCUCUAAGGGAUGAGAUGGGGUCAGAUGUUAGUGUGCAGGAAAAAGCAGGAGGAAAUAACUCGGAUUUUCAAGAUUCUUAAAGAACAAUUUUUUGAGAUGAAAAACGUGACCAUCAUGUAGAUCAGCAUGUAAAGUGACUUUCUACAUGCAGCCCAAUGCAUGUGACUUGAAAAGGACACAUGGUGUCACUUAGUGAUUUUGGGACAUUGAAACAUUAGAAUGAAGGUCUCACCUAUAACAGCGGUUUUCUUUUUCUUUUUUUCCCCUCGACAUCCUGAGAAGUUUGAUUUUCGGCCAAAUUAGUUAAUUUGCACCCGAUUCAGCUAAUCAGUAGUUGGGAUUUCUUUUAGCUCUUGUCUGGCAUGUCAUGAUGUUUUUUUUUGGCCACUAAUAUUUGCAUUCCCUUCUGAUUACAUGUAGUUUUUACACUAAAUGUGACAAUAGAAAUGUGAUAAAAAAUAUAGUUCAUUGAAAUAACUACAAAAAGUUGUGAGACAUUUGAAUGAAAAAUAUACCAUCUCCAGAUACUUCUGAAUAUCUUCAGAGAUUAGUUAGCUGGAUCAGGUUUGUUUGAUUUACAUCAGAACUGUUGAACUAUGUAGAGAGUUUGAUCCACGGCCUGUUUUAACUAUAUAUUUGGAGAUUUUUAUUUAUAAGGUGGAGAGUUCGGUGGACUUGAUGCAUAAUAUAUAAUGAAUGGGUGUAAAGGAAAGAAGACCUUUUGGACAUUGUGCUCAGCAAUAACUCCUCCAUAGACAAGCAUGCAGUUUACAGCUGAAAUCUAUUCACAAAAGUUAGACACUGAACAACAAAACAGCAACCUUGACAUUAAAUUUUUCAAAGACAGAAUCAGAAGGCCAUGUUUCGGACUGAAAAGGAACAGGCUGACUUUUUUGCUACAAGAACAGCAAUUUAAAGUAUUGUUUACAUUGUGGAGUAGUAAAUCUUUUUGAUUUACAGUGCCACCUCAUACUUGGUGAAGGUCUUAUUUUCUGAUGCACUGAGUUUCCAGUUUAUUAGCCUUCACUCGUUUUUAUCAGGUUCCCAUAUCACAGGCACUUUGCAGGUCUACAAUCACAGAGUAUGAAAACAAUCACCACCCAAGUAUCUGGUCAGUGGUGAUUUUUAUAUUUUUCCACUGAUUGACAGCAUAGAAUGGGGCUUGUAAAUGGUGUUCUUUAAAGGUGCACCUAUAUACCUAUAUAGCCAAUGCACCUGAUAUCACGGUCAGUGCGUGUUCAUACAAAUUGGGUGUUACUAACAAAUUAGCAGUACACAAGCUUUGUGUGAAAGUUUUAUCAGCUGAAAGCUUUAAAAUUUGAUUGUAGACAUCUGUUUUAAAUGGUUGGUUUGUGUCUCAUCAGCAGAUGCUUAUCUUUACUCUUUACAACCUUAGCUCCAAACAUGACAAUAAGCUUUAGCCAAGUAAACUACAACCCCGAUUCCAAAAAAGUUGGGACAAACUAUGAAUUGUAAAUAAAAACGGAAUGCAAUGAUGUGGAAGUUUCAGAAUUCCUUAUUUUAUUCAGAAUAGAACAUAGAUGACAUAUCAAAUGUUUAAACUGAGAAAAUGUAUCAUUUAAAGAGAAAAAUUAGGCGAUUUUAAAUUUCAUGACAACAACACAUCUCAAAAAAGUUGGGACAAGGCCAUGUUUACCACUGUGAGACAUCCCCUUUUCUCUUUACAACAGUCUGUAAACGUCUGGGGACUGAGGAGACAAGUUGCUCAAGUUUAGGGAUAGGAAUGUUAACCCAUUCUUGUCUAAUGUAGGAUUCUAGUUGCUCAACUGUCUGAGAUCUUUUUUGUCGUAUCUUCCGUUUUAUGAUGCACCAAAUGUUUUCUAUGGGUGAAAGAUCUGGACUGCAGGCUGGCCAGUUCAGUACCCGGACCCUUCUUCUACGCAGCCAUGAUGCUGUAAUUGAUGAAGUAUGUGGUUUGGCAUUGUCAUGUUGGAAAAUGCAAGGUCUUCCCUGAAAGAGAUGUCGUCUGGAUGGGAGCAUAUGUUGCUCUAGAACCUGGAUAUACCUUUCAGCAUUGAUGGUGUCUUUCCAGAUGUGUAAGCUGCCCAUGGCACACGCACUAAUGCAACCCCAUACCAUCAGAGAUGCAGGCUUCUGAACUGAGCGCUGAUAACAACUUGGGUCGUCCUUCUCCUCUUUAGUCCGAAUGACACAGCGUCCCUGAUUUCCAUAAAGAACUUCUUCAAAUUUUGAUUCGUCUGACCACAGAACAGUUUUCCACUCUGCCACAGUCCAUUUUAAAUGAGCCUUGGCCCGGAGAAGACGUCUGCGCUUCUGGAUCAUGUUUAGAUGCGGCUUCUUCUCUGAACUAUAGAGUUUUAGCUGGCAACGGCGGAUGGCACGGUGAAUUGUGUUCACAGAUAAUGUUCUCUGGAAAUAUUCCUGAGCCCAUUUUGUGAUUUCCAAUACAGAAGCAUGCCUGUAUGUGAUGCAGUGCCGUCUAAGGGCCCAAAAAUCACGGGCAGCCAGCGUGGUUUUCCGGCCUUGACCCUUAUGCACAGAGAUUCUUCCAGAUUCUCUGAAUCUUUUGAUGAUAUUAUGCACUGUAGAUGAUGAUAUGUUCAAACUCUUUGCAAUUUUACACUGUCGAACUCCUUUCUGAUAUUGCUCCACUAUUUGUCGGCGCAGAAUUAGGGGGAUUGGUGAUCCUCUUCCCAUCUUUACUUCUGAGAGCCGCUGCCACUCCAAGAUGCUCUUUUUAUAGCCAGUCAUGUUAAUGACCUGUUGCCAAUUGACCUAAUGAGUUGCAAUUUGGUCCUCCAGCUGUUCCUUUUUUGUACCUUUAACUUUUCCAGCCUCUUAUUGCCCCUGU